Coniophora puteana RWD-64-598 SS2 is the source of this 3940-nucleotide messenger RNA. RefSeq lists its product as uncharacterized. The record is from RefSeq and is a predicted model, not a curated record. Gene Ontology annotation, molecular function: mRNA binding. The transcript has 12 exons. Gene Ontology annotation, biological process: nuclear division. Lineage: Eukaryota; Fungi; Basidiomycota; Agaricomycetes; Boletales; Coniophoraceae. Gene Ontology annotation, cellular component: cytoplasm; nucleus. Bases 147 to 3854 code for a protein of 1235 amino acids.
AACGACUGCACAACAUUUUCUUUUCUCCCAAACAUUUUCUUGGUUUAAUUGCGCUGGGUUCUGCGUCGAGCUGAGUCCAACGCCAGGUUUCUUCUCGUCAACAGGUUAAUUGCUUCGGACAACCGCCUUCAUUGCGAGUACUAGUCAUGCUCUCUGCCGCCGAUCUCCAGAAAAGACACCAGCUCGAAGGGGCUCCUGAUCCUUUCCCGUCCUUGGAGGACUCUCCGGUCAAGUCUCGUCCUCGUCCCGGCCCGUCGGCCCACGCCACGCCCGACACGAACUCGACCACCGCGUUCCCUUCUCUGGCCCCGUCGCCGAUUGCUGCCACCACCCCUGGUAAGGCGACCUGGGGAUCGGACGCUGGUCCCCGCAUCAGGGCAACCGUCAAGGCCACACCCUCGGACUCAUUCACUCUCCCUUACACGGAUGUCCCACCUAACAGGGAUGGCAAGCCCCAGACUCUCGGUGACGUCCUCAAGCAGGUCAUGACAAAGUUCAAGGUCAAGAUCGAGGCUUCGGCAAAUCAACGAGCACGCCAGACUACCUUCCACAUGAAGGCAGAGUCCCAGAAGGAGCUCGACAAGGCCAAGCGCGGCCUCCUCGCCUCGCUCAGCCCGGUCAUUGAAGAUGAGCUGCCUGCUCCUGCUUCUACCAUCCCGGCUAUCAUCGGUCCUAAAGGCGCCACUCUCAAACAGAUUCGCGACCAAACUGGUGUCAGGAUUGAUAUUCCCCGCAAGGAGGAGGUCGCAAACGGAGCCAACGGUACUGCAAGCGGAAAGGUCACUCCCGGCGCUGACGACGAAGAGGACGAGGUCCUAGUUCCCAUCAAGAUUACCGGUCCUCAGCCUCUGGUAAUCGAAGCACGGGCCAUGAUAAACGAAAUUAUCUCUUCUCGUACCUCGAACAUCACCCAGCGCGUCCGCGAUAUCCCAGCUCAUAUUUUGCCUUUUGUCACUGUCCGCCGUGCUCAAUUCGUCGAGGCCGCCCAAGGCGGAACGAUCCAUCUCGCACUCAACAACGCAGAGCGUGAGAUCACGGUUAGCGGUGACAGGGAAGCGGUACACCGCGUCAUAGAGUCGAUCAAGGGCGUCGUUGAGCAAACCACGAGUAACAUCACUUCGCUCAAGAUUUCGCUCCCUAAGCGCCAGCAUCGUCUUCUUGUGGACAGGGCUGCUGAGGAGAUUAUGACCAAGAGCAAGUGCGCCGUUCAGGUUGCCCCCGCGGACGAGCCCAGUGACGAAAUCACUGUCUGGGGUAAUCAGACAGACUUGACCAACGGUCUCAGCGCUGUCAUGGAAAAGGCGAACUCGAAGUACAUUCACGAAUUCCCGCUCCCUGGUCCAGUCUCGUUGUCCAAGCAGCUUCUGACUUACAUGACUCGCAUCGGUUAUCCGAAGACUUUGAGCAACGGUCACCCCGGUGUUGAUGUCUUCACUCCUUCGACAGCAGCUGUGGCACGCGCUAGCGUACUCAACAUUGAUAUCGUCGGAGACAAAGCCGCAGUUGACAACGUCGUUCGAGAAGUUUCUGGGCUCAUCGGCAAGCUUAUUGGCGCUACCAAGGAAGUUCCCGUCGAAUAUUUGGUCCACCGGGUUAUCCAGGGCAAACAUGCUAAGAAGUUCAAGCAGUUCCACGAGACGCACAAUGUCCAACUCUUCUUCCCAGCCGAAUCUUUGGAGCAGUCGUCGGUUCUCCUCGUUUAUGACCCCCUGUCCCCGUCUGCCUCGCCAUCGCCAGAUGAGAAGGAGAAGCACCUCGAUGAAGUCGCUAAGGAGGUCCUGAAAGUAGCCAAAGAUGCUGGCGAGAUCAAGACUGAGGUUGUGCCUGUUGACAAGCAAUGGCACGAUGCUGUGGUCGGUAAGGACAGGACUACUCUCAACGCCAUCAUCGGUGAAGAACAGGCUCUUUCCGUCAGGGUCGGCGCUAGUGCUAGCCACGAGUCUGGAGAGAACGUCAUCGUCGUUCGCGGUUCGGCUAGCGACGUCGACAACGCUGUCAAGAAGAUACUUGCCGUCGUUGAUGAUGCCAAGAACGAUGCGAUUAUCAGUAGCUAUUCUACCGAGUUCGACAUAGACAGAGAAUAUGUUGGUCGUAUUGUCGGCGCACAGGGCGCUGGUAUUAACAAGCUCCGCGACGUUCUAGGAGUCAAGGUUGAUGUCAAUGAUGACUUUGACGAGAAGGACAAAGAGUUCAGCAAGAAGAAGAGGACUGCUCACCAGAAAUCCAAGAUUAAGAUUACCGGCCGCAAGGAGAAUGUGGAAGAAGCUAAGAAGAGGAUUCUGGCACAGGUCGAAAGACUGGCAGAUGAGACUUCAGAAAUCCUCCACAUUCCCGCCCGGUAUCAUGCGUCUCUUAUUGGUCAGAGUGGUAAAUACGCCAUCAGACUUGAGGAGAAGUAUGCUGUCAAGAUCACAUUCCCUCGUUCUUCUGGCGAAAACGGAGAGGGCAGGACUCGCGAGCAGCUCAAGGCUGAUGAAGUUCUCAUCAAGGGAGGCAAGAAGGGUGUGGCACACGCCAAGGCUGAACUGCUAGACGCUCUCGAAUUUGAGAAGGACAACAACAACGUUCUUGAGUUCGAUGUCCCGACACAUACCGUAGCUCGCAUUCUUGGCCGAGGAGGCGCCUCCAUCAACGAGAUCAAAGACGACACCGACGCUCAAAUCGAUGUGGACAGGGUGGAGGGUAAUGACUCCACCAGGCACAUCGUCGUUCGUGGCACUAAGAAGGGCAUCAACGCGGCUAAGUCUGCCAUCAUGGCCAUUGUUGACUCCGUCGGCGAGGAGACCACAGUGAGCAUGAACAUCGAGCAACGGUUCCAUCGCACCAUUAUUGGCGCCGGCGGGCAAGGUUUAAAGGACAUCAUCGCUCGUUGUGGUGGUCCCGAUGACUCCAAAGUCCAGGCUGGUCUUGUUAGAUUCCCGAGACAGGGCGAACCCUCGGACGAGGUUCGCCUCCGUGGAGAACCUAAGCUUGUCAACAAGAUCAAGGCCGAGCUGGAGAAGGUUGUCACUGAACUUAAGGACCGCGUCGUCCUGGCUGUUGAGAUCCCUGCUUCCCAGCAUCGCACUCUCAUUGGUCGGGGUGGGCAACACCUGAAUGAUCUCCAGAACCGAACUAGUGUUCAGGUUCAAUUCCCUGGUUCUCGCUCAUAUAACCAGGUUAGCGAUCCCGAAAACAUGGACGAACUUGUAGAUGCAAGCCCCGCCAACAUCGUCAAGGUGUCUGGCUCUCGCGCUGCUUGCGAAAAUGCCAUUGCUGAGCUGAAGUCGCAGGUUAAGGCACCACCUCCCGAAAGCAUAACAGCUGUAGUCAGCGUCCCUCUCAAGUACCACCAUGCUAUCUCCCAGCAAGGCGGCUUCUUCCGAACUCUUCGCUCGUACGGCGUGCAGGUUGAUCAGUCAGCCAUGCCUCAGAAAUCAGCCGUCCCCACUGCCCCACCGCAGUCAGGCAGCUCUGAGGCUCGCAUCGAUGAUGACGACAGCGAGGUGCCAGCCAACAUUACGUGGCAAGUUGGACCUAAUUACCAAGACGCGGAGGAGGGCGACUCCCAGUGGACCUUGAAGGCAAGGGAUGACGGCGCUUUAGAGCGUGCUCAGGUCGCCAUUCAGGAGGCCAUCCAGCAGGCGGAAAACAUGACUCACGUCGGUUUCUUGACCUUGCCUGAUCGCUCAGCUUUCCCCAGGAUUGUCGGAGCGAAAGGAGCCAACGUCAUGCGUCUGCGGAACGAAACUGGCGCCGAUAUCACUGUGAGCAGGGAGAGCAGUGAUAUCAUCAUCAUCGGCUCGGAGACGGCAGUCGAAGCUGCAAAGGAUGCGAUACUUAAACAAGCCUCUUCUAGAGCUGGACGCCGCUAAUUAAUGAUAUGAAUAGCAUCUAUGCAUUGUCGCAGUCGUCAUGCUUUGUCACUCUACGUCCAUUAUCAUAAUAUCAAUCAACAGGA